AUGGGAAACGGGAUCCGUGCAGAAGGUGGAGAUCUUUCGUGCAUUAGAAGCACUGUGCCGUGGCUGAUCCGUUUGCUGAAGAUUUUUCUUGAUUUGCCUACUGGGAAAGCGGAUGCCUCCCCGGUGGAAGCAGAUAGAGCCGCCACCCAGCAGGUCGAGGCCAGCCCUGGAAGUGCGGGACCUCAGAGCCCAGCGUGCCCGUCCCCAGGUUCAGAUCAAAAGCAAUUCAAGUCAACUGCAGCUUGUGCCAGCCCUGUUGUGAAGAGAUUAGAAUUUCUUCCCAAUCCUGUCCCUUCAGAGGAAGCUGCUUCAAGUGAGAAAGAUGUGAAGAAACCUGAAAUGGAGCAGCAGAAAGAAGCAGAGCUCCCUGCUGCACCAGAGGUGAUGAAACCAAAAGCCCUGGAAGAAGAGGGGAGUGUAGUAUUGCCAUUUUUAAAGAAACUACCCGAGAUGAGCCAAGUUACUCUGCAGAAUUCUGGUCUACAAGCUGAUUCUGAUAGUGGUGACAAAUCAAAUGAGAAGUACCAGAAGGAGCAGGACAAGCUGAAAGAGGAAUGGGAAAAGGCUCAGAGAGAAGUUGAAGAGGAGGAGCGUCGAUACUACGAGGAGGAACGUAAGAUAAUUGAGGAUACUGUAGUUCCAUUCAUUGUUUCUUCAAACUCUGCUGAGCUCCUCUCCUCCUCUUCCUCUGCUACUGAAGGAAACAAGACAGCGAGCUCAACUGAUUCAAACAGCUCUCCAGAGGAAGGCAGACAAAAAGAAGUUACAAGGCAGAAAAAGCUUCUCUGGGAGCAGGACAGUAUGCCGUCUCGGACAAGCAAGGAUAAUGAACUCUGGCAAGAAAAGAGGAGUGGAAAUAAAGUGCUCUCAGGACACUCGGAGACGAAUAUCUUGAAAGGAGGUGAACAGGAGCAUCAGGUGCCAGUGAUGGAACGCAGCUCGCCUGCCAGACUGAAUCUGCCGUUGACUCAGGAUGUCUCCUGGAAUCAGCAGUUGCUGACAAAGCAGUCCCCGCAUUGCACAGAGGAUGUUCGGCAGAGACCGUUCCUGGGCCAGAGUGCAGGACAACAGCCGAGCUCUGCAGGGGAAACGAAGAGGGCAGGCUAUCAUGAGAAUUUCCGAUCUGGGCCGUCGUCUCCCUGCUCUCCUGCUGCUCCGAGUCAGUCACCCAACAGGUCUGUCAGCGGAAAGAAGCUUUGUUCUACCUGUGGGCUUCCUCUUGGAAAAGGAGCUGCCAUGAUUAUUGAAACGCUCGGUCUUUAUUUCCAUAUUCAGUGCUUCAGGUGUGGCAUUUGCAAGGGACAGCUGGGAGAUGCAGCAAGUGGGACAGAUGUCAGGAUUAGAAAUGGUCUCCUUAACUGCAACGAUUGUUAUAUCCGAUCCAGAACUGCUGGACAGCCAACUACAUUGUGACGUGACUUUCAGUCCUAAUAACUUUCAAGGAGGAACUCUCUUCUCGUAUGUAUCGGCUGCCUCCAGACAAUCACUUGUAAGAGCUUGAAUCCAUGGACACCAUGGCCCUCAUCUCAUUUUGAAAAACUCAUAAAAACGCUGCACCUGCUCCUUUGAAAUGCAGUAUGUUGUUUUUUCCCUUUCUUAAGAAAUUUGCAAAAUAUGUAUGACCAUGUUUGGGAAGGCAAAGCCUAAGUACUAUAAAAAAAAGUCCCACCUUUCAGGUAUGCUUAUGAUUUCCAGUCUGUUACCUUGUUCUUUUGAAAGUAAUAAGAAAAUACACAUGCAAUAAAGCUGUUUUGUUUUAAUAUUUCUAGGAAUUAAAAAGUUUAAGUUUACAGAACCUUUAUAGAAUAUGCCAACUUGAGCUGAGAAGUAAUUUUAAGAUAGUAUCUAAUCAGUGCAUUUGAAAAACUAAACAUCACAGCACGAUUUCUCUGUUAUAACAGAAGCUAUAACUUUUUUAUACAGAGACUAGUUUGAUAAUACAUCCUGUAAUUCUGAAGCAUUUUGUGUUUAUAUUACCUUCAGUGGAGGGUAGGAGUUAUACAAAUAAAUUAUUGCAUCUUUAGGGAUAGGAUUUUUUUGUUUGUGUACCUCAAGUAAUGUUCAUGACUAUAACUUAAUAUUCUCUCAAAUAAAGAUUUCUUCAUUAAACCUAAA
This is a messenger RNA of Cariama cristata (Red-legged seriema), 2115 nucleotides long. RefSeq names its product LIM and calponin homology domains-containing protein 1-like. Gene Ontology annotation, biological process: regulation of focal adhesion assembly; positive regulation of stress fiber assembly. The record is from RefSeq and is a predicted model, not a curated record. The transcript is spliced from 15 exons. The coding region runs from base 1 to 1413 and encodes 470 amino acids. Gene Ontology annotation, cellular component: stress fiber. Lineage: Eukaryota; Metazoa; Chordata; Aves; Cariamiformes; Cariamidae. Gene Ontology annotation, molecular function: myosin II head/neck binding.